Messenger RNA from Onthophagus taurus, 2817 nucleotides. RefSeq lists its product as uncharacterized. Gene Ontology annotation, molecular function: sequence-specific DNA binding. The record is from RefSeq and is a predicted model, not a curated record. NCBI's taxonomy places the organism in Eukaryota, Metazoa, Arthropoda, Insecta, Coleoptera, Scarabaeidae.
ACUCGCUCUUGCAACGUACAGAGCGGCGCGCGCGUCCUCCUAGACCGGAAGUGGUUCCUCGUCGGUGUAUUUAAAGAAGAGAGUGUAUAUAGCCGUACCACGGCGUCUAUAUUUAGUACGAAGGGAAGCCUUCGGGAGGAGAACCUGGUUAUCGACCCAAAUAUGCUAGUACAGUGUUGAGAAGAUGCCCCAGUGUGCCGUAGUUAGUUGUAGCAACACGCACCGGAAGACGAAAGGUGGUUCGGUGCGGUACCAUAGGUUCCCUGGGGACGUCGGGACGCGUGCGCGCUGGGUGAGAGCCUGCGGGAGGCACGUGCAGAACUGCGCCACCGCACGUAUCUGUAGUAGACACUUUAGCGAAAAUAGCUACGAAAGGGACGUACAACACGAACUACUUGGAUUGCCCGCGAGGUGCCGUCUUCGGAGAGGCGCCGUUCCCGAUAUAAAUCUUCCCCAAGAAGUCCUUCAAGAGGAUGAUCACCAAGAUAGUGCAAUCGCCGUUCUUUUAGCGGUUGGCUUAGUACCCACUGGAAAAGUGGUAGAAAAGAAGAACGGGGGAUUACCAUUGGAUUUAAAUAAAAUGCAUGUUAUGGAAGAUGUUCACGAAGGUUGCAAUACGCAACAACCAUCCUCGCCUGGUCACGCGGAUCAAAGACAAGAUAUGAUAAACGAUAUGUGCAAAAAAGAACUCGAAGAAAAUCCACCCGAAUCUGAAAACUUAAACAUAACAGAAAUUAAAAGAGAAGAUAUUCCAAACGAAAUCAAAAUGGAGAUAGUCGAUAAUCACACGCCGCCGAAUGAAAUGAAUGGUGAUUCAGGAACUCACCACAUCCACGAAGAUAGCAGUAACGAUAACGAUAGUGGAACUGAUAUUUCUUUAAAAAGAAAAUUGGAGGCUGAGGCUAACGAGUCUGCUAUGAAACGAUUGCAUGUUGAGGUGCAAAGAAGUUUUUCUGUUAGAGAUAAGUUCCUGAAGAAGUGUAUGGAUAAUAUUGGCGGGAAUAGUUUUGAACAAAUUCAAGCGUCUACCGAGCAAAUUGUAGCUGAAAUACGAACUUUGGGAGAGCUGGCCAAACAAAAAGAGAAGGAAUGGAAUAAUAUAUUGCAUUUCAAAAAGUUAAAAGAAGAAUUAUUGUUGCGUUUAGAACGUCAAAAACAAUUACUUUUAUUAAAUUUGGGAGAUUUUGACGAUGAAAGUUUCGAAAAUUCUUCUGAAAGAUACACAAAUGAUCCUCAAAGAAGUCGAAACGGGAACCACAAAUCAAAACAUUUCAACGGGAGAUCAUCUUAUAAUAACAGUAUUGAUAUUGGAAACGCUCACGAUUAUAGACAACGGAUUCAGCGACCUGUUGUCGAUGUAAAAUCUUUAAUAGCCGAUUAUAGACAAAAACAUCCCGAAACUGUUCCGCGGAGAGGACGGAGAAUACGCACUAACAUCCCACAGAGUAUUCUUAAAACAACCGGUAACGUUCUUAACGUUUCAAAUAUAGCAUUGGGUUCUGGAGCACAAGUUUUACACAACACAUCAUCAACGAGCGAUAUCAAUUUAUCGCAUUCGGAAUCCGACGUAAACAGCGAUUUAACUUCAUUUAAAGAUAUGCUCGUGGAAUUUGCAAAAUUAUCGCAAAGUGAAAAACAAGAUAUUUUAUGUAAUAAUAGCGGAAAACCACCACCACCUUACCCGGAAGUUACUGUACAUCCUGUUCCUACUACGUCUACAAAUUCGAAUUCUUUACUUCAUGGAAUAUUAACCAAGAAUCAACCGACUAAAUCAGAAACUAAAAGUACAUUUAGCCCAACCCUUGCCAGACUUCUCACGGCACCAGAAAAAUCGAGUCCACAAACAAGUGGAAAUCACAACGUUGUGGUUUCAACCCAAGGAAAUGUUGCGUCUAUUUCUGAUAUUUUAUCGCACAGCAAAGCCAGAAAUGAAAUAACAAUAACUCCAGUUAUGGGAAAAUAUGAUGGAGUUGCAAAAAAUAAAAAUCAUCUUGAUGAAGAUGAACAAGAAGAUAGCGUGGAUAGAUUAGUAAUUGAUGAAGGUGGUGAAAUGGUCGAUGGUAGAUCUAAAGAUAAUAAUUCAGAAGAUGGGGAUGUCCCACAAUGUCAAGGUUGCAACCAAAGACAGGCGCAGUUUGUUUGUGCAGGAUGCGCAAAUCAAUGGUAUUGCAGCAGGGAUUGCCAGGUUGCAGCAUGGGAUGAACACUCUGAAGUGUGUUCAGGUUGAAACGAGAUCCUACAAAAGAGAGCAAAAACUAUGAAUCAGAAAACAUAUGAAUAUAUUAAAUUUAUAUGGUGAUAUUUAUUUUUCUAUACCGUGUGGAACGAGGAAAGUACCAAAGAUAGCCAAAUGGAGAAAUCUGAAAUUAAACGAUUUCCAUUUUUUAAAUAUUAUUUAGAUUCUAGAACUAAUUUUUAUAUCCUAUUAUUUUUUUUUUAUUAUUUUUCAUGUACAUUCUUGUAAUGCUAUGUAACUCCUAAUAAGAUAUAAUUGGUAUUAACGGUCCCAUUUUACUCUAUUUUACUUGAGGGUCAUAAUAGGGUUAUGUAAGUUUUCUUUUUUGCCUAGUCAAUUAAGUUAGUUACCACAAAUGAAUAAUUUUUUAAGUGUUAGCGUAUUUUGAUGAUAGUUAUCAUUCAUAUAAGUGCCAUAAUUUAAUUAGGUACUUUUAUUAUUAUUAAUUUGGUAAGAGUUUUACUUAUUCGUCUGUGCCCCCAAUGUUUUCUAUGUUACUAUUUAAGCUGAUGAGUUUUUUCUAAAUGUAAGAUAUUGUUCUGUGAUAUAAUUAUUUAUGAAUAAAAAACGUAUAUUCAGUA